AUGGUUGCAUGCCACGCCUCCCUUCAUGUUAGAGAUAUUGCAAUUUUCUCUCACUCUCCGCUCCCAGUUCUCCGUCAAACUGUGAUUAAAAUGGGGUUGUUUUCAACUCGUAGUAUAGUCACCUACAUCGCUUUUGCUGUAGUGAUUGACCAACUUGCUCGGAUCGCAUAUAUGAUGGGAUUUCACAAGACUGUAUACACACAUUAUCCUGGGAAGUGUAGAGCUCUACCAGGAAUUGAAAAUGGAUCUGAGGAUAUAGUGACCUCGUCAAAUGGAUAUGCAUUCAUAUCGGCUGGUGUCUUGAAAGCAUUUGAACCUGAUCAAGAUAUAUUGGGUAAAGUCUUUCUUUUUGACUUCAAUUAUCCUGAUGAUGAUCCUAAAAACAUUCAGAUUGUGGGAUUUGAUCCCUCAGACUGGAUACCCUUUGGAAUGGACAUUUGGGAGAGUGGGCCAAAAGAUAAUCCCACACUGACCCUGUAUGUUGUCAAUCGGCACCCUGAUAGAAUAGGAAUUGAGGUGUUUGACUUUUCAUACCAGAAGAAGAUACCUACCUUAACACAUCAGAGAAGAAUACAUCACAAGAAUAUUUGGAGUCCCAACGAUCUAGUUCUGGUGGAUGAAAAUCAUUUUUAUGCAUCAAAUGACAAAUAUCUCCCAGAACCUUUCAACAUACUUGAGGUGUUUUUUCGACUUGGAUUAGCGAGCGUGGUCUACUAUGAUGGAGAGGAGGCUAGGAUUGUUGCUGAAGGAGUGAAACUUGCCAACGGUGUGAACAUAUCACCUGACAAAAAGUUAUUGUAUGUAGCUGCAACAAUUGGAAAUGAACUGUUAGUCUACAGAAUCCAAAGUGAUGGAAAUCUAGUAAAAGCAAAGGCCAUUCAGCUUGGGACUUUUCCCGACAACAUCAACAUUGAUAAAGAAGAUGGAUCUGUUUGGAUUGGUAAUAAUCCUGUGAUGUAUCAUUUCUUCAACCAAUUGGGGAGAUUCACUGGAGUUGGACAGGUUUUGAAUAUACACCUGGACAAGAAUCUGAAUCCAACCAUUCGAGAGGUCUUAUCGGAUAACACAGGACUGAUACGGUAUUGUAGUGUUGCAUGUCGCUAUGGAAACAGAUUGCUCAUAGGGACAGUUGCCGAUAAAGCUGCUUAUUGUGAAGGGAUUACAUUCUAAACAUGUCAGUGGGAAAUAAGGCAAUAUUGAACAGUGAUUGAUUCAUAUUAUUAAUUGCUGAGUAAUUGAGCCAUUAAUAUCACUUUGAAAAUAAAACACAAAAGGUGAUGUUAACUUUGGCUGCUGGUACAUUCCUGCAGAGGUAAUGAAUUCAAAGUGAGUAAAAACUGGAAUCCAAUGAAAUGACUACCCAUAUGGAAUUACAUGUCAAUUGAUUCCAGUAGCGAUCAUUUAUUGUUGUGGGAUGUGUACUCCACUGCUGCCCACCAUGUCAGUAAAUGGAAUAUUACAAGACAUGUGAUGGUCGAUGGGCUUUACACCAUUGCAGCAAUUUUUUUUUUUAUAUAUGUUUUUUUGAUUUACAAAGGUUAACAAUCAUCGAAUCAAUAAUAUACAUGAGCAAUAACUUUUUUUUUCUUUAAUUGUUCAAUACUUGAUGCCAAUUUCCUGUGUAAUAUCUUACCAACCCACAUGCAGUAUUUCAAUACAUAUUUUUCUAAACAGAAAACAUAUAUUUUUAUAUAUUAUAUUAUAUAUAUUAAAUUUUUUAUAUUUUUAAUCUUGUUUUGAAACUUGUUUACAAAAUGUAUUUAGCAAUUACUAUGGUAGCAUCAUUCUUCCCAUAUCUUAUUUAGGAACAGUAUCUGAUGAUUAUAAUGAUGAAUAUAAAGAUUACAUUUGAAUAUGUGCCUUUUUUGUCUCAGGUUUAAUGUGAAUGAGAUUUUUUUUACAUAAAUAUUUCUUAUAUUCAUUCAUAGUUUCACAUUAUGUUGGUUUUAAAAAAAUAUCAAAUUUCACUUGCACUUGUCAAGGAGUUCAUCUGUUAGUCGUCUAGUAGUAUUAAAUGCUUCUUUAUGUCAUGAAACUGAAACAGGACCUUUUAAUGUUUGUAUGAAAAUUCCUGGUCUGAACUCAUGCGUGGAGCGUUGUGGCCCAGUGGAUUAGUCUUCGGACUUUGAAACAGAGGGUCGUGGGUUCAAAUCCCAGCC
Messenger RNA from Lytechinus variegatus (green sea urchin), 2159 nucleotides. RefSeq names its product serum paraoxonase/arylesterase 2-like. Bases 1 to 1170 code for a protein of 389 amino acids. Gene Ontology annotation, molecular function: arylesterase activity. The record is from RefSeq and is a predicted model, not a curated record. The transcript is spliced from 9 exons. NCBI's taxonomy places the organism in Eukaryota, Metazoa, Echinodermata, Echinoidea, Temnopleuroida, Toxopneustidae.